GGUGGGCUCGCAACGAGAGGUGAAGAUCCAAAAUCCUUCGUGUUCUCUCUCUAACCAUCCCCCUCUUUCUUUCCCAGUUCUUCUCAAAAGGCAAAAGCCCCUUUAGCGUAACUUCUACUCUUCUUCCAUGGCGAACAGCAAUCUACCUCGAAGAAUCAUCAAGGAGACGCAGCGGUUACUCAGCGAACCAGCUCCGGGGAUAAGUGCUUCGCCAUCAGAAGAGAACAUGCGGUAUUUUAAUGUCAUGAUCCUUGGUCCAACACAGUCUCCUUACGAAGGAGGAGUUUUCAAGCUGGAGUUAUUUUUGCCGGAAGAAUAUCCAAUGGCUGCCCCCAAGGUUCGAUUUCUUACAAAAAUAUACCAUCCUAACAUCGAUAAGCUUGGCAGGAUAUGUCUCGAUAUACUUAAAGACAAAUGGAGCCCUGCUCUUCAGAUCCGCACUGUACUCUUGAGCAUUCAAGCACUUUUGAGUGCUCCAAACCCAGAUGAUCCGCUAUCUGAGAACAUAGCGAAGCACUGGAAAACUGACGAAGCUGAUGCUGUCGAAACAGCAAAGGAAUGGACCCAUUUGUAUGCUAGUGGCACCUAAAGCAGGGGCACACGCCACCGGCCACCAUGUUGCCCCGAGAAGAUAACAUGUACUAUAAUUAGAUAUUGAUGCCCAAAAAAUGUGAGCAACUGGGGAAAAGGUUCAUCCCCCCCUUGCUGCUAAGCCCCGGAUGAUAAAUGUUGUUAACCCUCGUCUUUCGAGAUAAGUUACUCGUGUUCUAUUUCUCAUUGUUAAGAUUUCACCAAAUGUUUUAUCUAUAGAUUCUAUACGCACACGAGCUAUAGUUUUGC
Messenger RNA from Cynara cardunculus var. scolymus (artichoke), 840 nucleotides. Its product is annotated as ubiquitin-conjugating enzyme E2 36-like. Gene Ontology annotation, molecular function: ubiquitin conjugating enzyme activity. Lineage: Eukaryota; Viridiplantae; Streptophyta; Magnoliopsida; Asterales; Asteraceae. The coding region runs from base 128 to 589 and encodes 153 amino acids. The record is from RefSeq and is a predicted model, not a curated record. The transcript is spliced from 8 exons. Gene Ontology annotation, biological process: DNA damage tolerance; protein K63-linked ubiquitination. Gene Ontology annotation, cellular component: nucleus.